CACAACACCACUACUCUUUCUUCUCUUUAUUAUAUAUAUAUAAUCUACAUAACUGCUUUCCCUUAAACCCACCUUUCACAUUCUUCUUCAUCAUCAAUUAUCCAACAUGUCUCAUGACCAAACACCCCCACAAGCUGAGGAAGUUCUUGUUGUUGCUAAUGAGAAUGUUCCACAGCCUGAAAAAACAACUACAAUACCCUUGGAAUCAGAGCAACAGGAUCAACAACCGCAACCUGAGAAGAAAAAUAACUUAGUUCCGGUUGUUGAAUCUGUCACUCUAGAGACUCAUCUCUCCAAACCCAAUACCGAUGAUACUGACAAAGAUGAAACCACCAAAACUUCUCAAUCUGAUCUUCUAGAGAAUGAAAACAAGCCACUCCAAGAGCUUAAGAGUCUUGUUCAACAAGCACUCAACAACCAUGAAUUCUCCAAACCAUCCACAAAAGAAGAUAAACCACCCACCACCACCACCGUAGCAGCUGCACCCGAAAAUGUUACCCCUGCAGAAGAAGAGCCUGUACAACAAAAGGACAAGGAGGAAGUUCCAACAAAGAAAGAGGAAGAAAAAGAACAAGAUAAGAAGGAAGAUGAAGUGAAGGAAACCGUUGUGGAAAAAGAACAAGAAGAAGGAGAUAAGAAGGAAGAGAAAGUGAAGGAAACUGUAGUAGCUGCUGUGGAUGAGGAUGGAGCAAAAACUGUAGAAGCUAUUGAAGAAAGCGUUGUUGCGGUUUCUUCCUCAGUUCCUGUUCCGCAAGAACCCGUUGAAUCGAAAGCUGAAUCGAAAGAUGAAGCUACAUUGCCAUUACAACCAGAAGAAGUAUCCAUUUACGGGAUACCACUUCUUGCAGACGAGCGAAGCGACGUGAUCCUGUUAAAAUUUCUGCGUGCAAGAGAUUUCAAGGUGAAAGAAGCUUUCACAAUGAUCAAGGACACAAUUCGCUGGAGAAAAGAAUUCGGAAUAGAAGAGUUGUUGGAUGAGAAAUUAGGUGAUGAAUUGGAGAAAGCUGUUUACAUGCAUGGAUUUGAUAAGGAAAAUCACCCUGUGUGUUAUAACAUAUAUGGUGAAUUUCAGAAUAAGGAAUUGUAUAAGAAAACGUUUUCUGAUGAGGAGAAGAGACAGAAUUUUCUUAGAUGGAGAAUUCAGUUUCUUGAGAAGAGUAUUAGGAAUUUGGAUUUUAACAAUGGUGAUGCAUGUACUAUUGUUCAUGUCAAUGAUCUCAAGGAUUCUCCUGGACCUGGGAAAUGGGAACUUAGACAAGCUACCAAACAAGCCCUUCAGUUGUUUCAAGACAAUUACCCUGAGUUUGUGGCCAAACAGGUGUUUAUCAAUGUGCCAUGGUGGUACUUGGCUGUGAAUAGGAUGAUAAGCCCUUUUCUUACACAAAGAACCAAAAGCAAGUUUGUCUUUGCUGGGCCUUCAAAAUCAACUGAGACCCUUUUGAGCUACAUAGCUCCAGAGCAACUUCCAGUGAAGUAUGGUGGAUUGAGUAAAGAUGGUGAAUUUGGAAAUUCAGAUGCUGUUACUGAGGCUACAAUAAAGCCAGCAUCAAAAUAUACUGUGGAAUUUCCUGUUACUGAGAAAUGUUUGGUGUCUUGGGAGGUGAGAGUAAUAGGGUGGGAAGUAAAGUAUGGUGCAGAAUUUGUACCAACCAAUGAAGAAAGCUACACUGUAAUUGUUCAAAAGGCUAGAAAAGUGAGUUCAUCAGAAGAAGCAGUGAUUUGCAACAGGUUUAAAGUUGGUGAAUCUGGGAAAGUUGUUCUCACCAUUGACAACACAAGUUCUAAGAAGAAAAAGCUCUUGUACCGCUUCAAGACCAAGUCUUCACUAGAGGACUGAGGAAAAUCGUCAUAUAUAUGCACAACAAGUGGGGCUUAUUAUUUGAUUUUAUGAAUAUAAAGUUUUUUUGUUUCUUUUAGUUCUGAUGAUUAUUAUGUGUGCAAUCAUAUAUUUUUGUAAUUUUCUUGCUAUAUUGUUUGUUGCCUAUCUUUGAAGAUAAAUACUUAUUAAGAUCCAUUUUUCGAA
Vicia villosa (hairy vetch) is the source of this 2023-nucleotide messenger RNA. RefSeq names its product patellin-3-like. The transcript has 4 exons. Lineage: Eukaryota; Viridiplantae; Streptophyta; Magnoliopsida; Fabales; Fabaceae. Gene Ontology annotation, molecular function: lipid binding. The record is from RefSeq and is a predicted model, not a curated record. Bases 107 to 1837 code for a protein of 576 amino acids.